Molecule: messenger RNA, 2460 nt
Organism: Vombatus ursinus (common wombat)
Lineage: Eukaryota; Metazoa; Chordata; Mammalia; Diprotodontia; Vombatidae
Gene: HSDL1
Product: hydroxysteroid dehydrogenase like 1
Exons: 5
Coding region: 72-1064 (330 amino acids)
Molecular function (GO): oxidoreductase activity
Source: RefSeq, a predicted model, not a curated record
GUGGCGCUGUGGCUGGACUGGCGGGAGCCGCUGCUGGAGGGGCCCCUCGCGUCUGCAGGGUUCUGUUAGCCAUGGCUGCUGUUGACAGUUUCUACCUCUUAUACAGGGAAAUUGCCCGGUCUUGCAAUUGCUACAUGGAAGCUUUAGCUUUGGUCGGAGCCUGGUACACUGCCAGAAAAAGCAUCACCAUCAUAUGUGACUUUUACAGCUUGAUCAGACUGCAUUUCAUUCCUAGAUUGGUGAGCAGAGCGGAUCUCAUUAAGCAGUACGGAAGAUGGGCAGUUGUCAGUGGUGCCACAGAUGGUAUUGGAAAAGCGUAUGCAGAAGAGUUAGCAAGCCGAGGUCUCAACAUUGUCCUUAUCAGCCAGAAUGAAGAGAAGCUGCACAAGCUUUCCAAGACCUUAGCUGAGACCUACAAAGUUGAAACAGAGAUUAUAGUUGCGGACUUCUCCAAUGGCCGCGGAAUUUACUUACUUAUUAGAGAAGCACUGCAAGACAGAGACAUUGGUAUCUUGGUGAAUAAUGUUGGAGUGUUUUAUCCCUACCCACAGUAUUUUACUCAAGUCUCUGAGGACAAACUGUGGGACAUUAUUGAUGUAAACAUUGCAGCUGCCAGCUUGAUGGUCCAUAUAGUAUUGCCAGGGAUGGUGGCAAGGAGGAAGGGUGCGAUUGUGAACAUCUCCUCCGGCUCCUGCUGCAAACCCACUCCCCAGAUGACUGCAUACUCGGCAUCGAAGGCUUACUUAGACCACUUCAGCAGAGCACUGCAAUAUGAAUAUGCUUCUAAAGGAAUUUUUGUGCAGAGCUUAAUCCCAUUCUCUGUAGCUACAAAUGCGAAAGCGUGCAGUAGCUUUCUACAUGGCUGUUCUUGGUUGGUGCCAUCACCAAAAGUAUAUGCACAUCAUGCAAUUGCUACUCUUGGAAUCUCAAAAAGGACCACAGGGUACUGGUUUCAUUCAAUUCAGUUUCUUUUUGCGCAGUAUAUGCCAGAGUGGCUCUGGGCAUGGGGAGCAAAUAUUAUCAACAAUUCAUUGCGUCAUGAGGCCUUAUCCCAUAGAUUGUGAACCUGGAUAUAUCACCUUAGGAAGUGUUGCCAAAUUAUGUGAACCUACAGUAUUCAGAGCAUUGGAAGAACAACAUUUCAUUUUAAUUGUGUAUUUGCUCUUAACUAUUUUGCUGGCACCUUAUUGUUGCAUCAUUGAUAAAACAGACAUGGUACUUUUAAAGAAUCUAUUGGGGAGCUGCCUGAAGGCGUUGGCACAGGGUUAAUAUUGAAUGUGAUGAGAACUGAUCUAGGAAGCCUGGAAUUGGGUAUUCCUUUUUUUAAUGUAAGCUACUGGAAAAACUAUGUCAGUGAGUCAGUGUUGUGCUAUGAACCAAGAUGAUCUGAAAUGGAAAUGUACUCACAAUUGGAUUUGUUGGGUCUUUUCAUUUUAAAUCUUCUUCUUUUAAGAGUGGUCAUGUGUUUCCUUCAAAGAAUUAUAAUUUUUCUUCUAAAAAAAUAACUGGAAAAGAUGUGUUUAAAAAAACUAUUUUGAAGCUAAAAAUGGCUAGUGUUAGUAGCUGUAGAAAUCCAACUCCCUAUGUGUAUUGUAUUACAUAGAUCUUGUAGUUUGAAUCUCUUUUGAGGAAAAUGCUUUUCCAUCCAAGAACAGACUUGUAUUAGACAAGUUUGAAAGUUGAUCAUAUUUAGAAAAUGGUGAGAUCUGUAUGAGCAACUUUAUAACUAAUGGGCAAGUCAGCUUUUAAAAGAUAUAUGUAAAGUGGCUUUAAGUGGGAGCUUCAUGGGAUUUAAAAAAGUAUUUAAAUCCAAUCCAAAAGAAAAGUCUCUCCAGUUUUGUGACCCUCUAUAGUCUAGCAGUCCAAGUUAUUACUUUCUGUUAAGUUCUUACCUUCUUUGGAGCUAACCCUUUGCCACAGCUGCAAAUACAUUAUGAAGUUUUUCAAGCAUUUUUUUUAAUUUAUACAAUUCUUUUGGAUAAUAUACUUAUUUUCAGUGUGUGUUAUUUUUUUUAACUUAAAUCUUGCCCUUUAGAAAGAAAAUUAUCUCAUAAUUUUCUAUGUGAUAGUUCCAGUAGCAUUUAUUGGUAUAAACAAAAUUGUUUGCUGAGGUAGUUAAAAUGUGGAGUAAUUAUGUACUAUGUAUUGUAUCUGAUGAAAUAAGUACAGAUUUAGAAGUAUAAUCUUAGUUUGUGCAAUGAAUGUAAUGAAUAAAAUGAACAAUUGUGUUGGAGUAAAAAUGACUAAACUGCUUAGGCAGGAUUAGUUCUGAAAUACAAUGUGUGUGAUAUUUUGGGUUUAGAUCAUAGUGUCUUAUUUGAAAACUCUUGUGAGAACCAUCCAGUGCUGUCAAAACUGUGAAACUCUAUACAAAUGUAAGGUAUUGUUAUUAUUUACAUAUUGAUAAUUCUGCAUUUCAUUUUGUGACUCCAGUGCAGAUAUAUAUUGAGUAUUCGUAAG